CGUCGUUCCAUCGACAGCUUCAGCGCGCGAUGUUUACGACGGUUACUCAUUCCAACGCGACGGGGGGCCCUCGAACUCUCAGCUACGGCCCUGGCGCUGCGCGCAGCAACGCCGCGAGUGCUCCCUCCGCGCAGCACAGGCCAGAAGCAGAAGACGCCAUUGUGGAGCACGGCCUUGCCGCCGUGUGUGGGUCUCGUGAUUAUUGUGCUAACGCGCGUGCUCUAUCCUCUCUCUUUCUCGUCGGUUCUCGCGAGAGCAGAAGAAUCCGAGUGUAUAUAUAUAUACUCGUAAUCGUCGAUACAUCAGGAAUAACAGGCAGCGCUCAGGUAGACGGUGAGCCUGGCGAUAAGAUAAUACUAUACGGAGAGAAGUGUAGAAGGAGACGCGUGACACGAGCCUCUCUAUCUCUUCCCGAUUAGACUCUGGCAAACGCAGUAGCAGCAGUGUGUUGGGUUAAUUUCUCGCCACCGCUCCGAGCGCGCUCUUUCUCUGCGUCAGACGCACGCACACUUGCGAGCACUCUAUACUUACACACUCCGCAUAUUGUGUCUGGCUCUGCGUCGUCUCUCUGCAUGUGUCUCCGCCGCGAGUCGUCGGGCUUUUUUUUCGCCGUCGGUAGCAGCAGCUGACUGUACACUACACGCACAGUCCGUGUGCAGCUGGAAAGAGAGAGAGAGAGAGAGAGAGAGAGAGAGAGAGAGUACAGUACGGACGGAAGAUUGAGGUUAGAAAGGGGCAGGUCCAUUCGAAGAGUAGCACCGCGCGCGUGUGUGUGUGUGUGUACGGCAGUGAGAGAAGAGAAUAAGCGUAUAUACGUUAACGGAGUACCUCGAAGACACGGGGCUUGUUCAGGAGCGAGGCGCACCCGCGGAUAACCUGAGCACGACGACGAGAGCCCAGGCUGCAGCGAGAUGGAGAGCCAAGCUGUCUUCGUGAUGCUCGGCCUGCUAUUAUUAGCCAACAACCUCGUCGAGGUCCAUUCUGCAGUGAAGUACACGGGCAGCGAUGUGCCGAUACGCGACGGCCAGCCCUGGAACAUCACGUGCAGCGGUGUGCCAUCCGGCACGAUGGUACUGUGGAAUCGGAACGGCAACAGCCUCGGCAACGACCUGGCCACUGGCAACAUGCACGUGGAGCCGCCGAUGAAAAUGCCCGACGGCACCAUUACUAGCACCCUAGUCGCCGCCGCGGCGCUCGAGAGACACGAGGGUGUCUACGUCUGCGCCGAGGGCAACGAAACCGGCUAUCAUCUCGCCAUCGUCUACGACGUGACGAUCAAGGUGUUGACGAAAAACGACAGCCACGUGGAACUGACCUGCCCGGAACACAGCAGCUCCAACGACAUGGUCUGGACCAAGGAACAGCAGGAACUGCCCAAGAACAAGAACAUCAAACUCGAGUCGGAUGGUACACUGGUCAUCACCUACGAUUCCGGCAAAGAUGGUGAAUUGGUCUACGGCAACUACAGCUGCAAGGCCGGCAACGUAUCCAGUGACUACCGGGUCGUCAAGAAACCCGUGGUGCACAUGAACGAGUGGUCGAACAGCGUCGAGGGCGAGAAGUUCCGCGUGGUCUGCCAAGUGAAGGUCAGCGAUCCUGGCCUGAAGAUCCUCUGGCAGGUCAAGGGCAAGAACUACAGCAACUCCGAGGGCCGAAUCAAGCUGACCAAGGACGGCGAGAACGGCGUGAACAACGCGGUCCUCAACCUCGACAACGUCGUCAUGGAGGACAGGGGCAACAUCAGCUGCAUCGGCUUCUACAACGUCGGCGACAACAACGAGAUGCACUACGACAUCGCCACGACCUACCUCAGGGUCAAGGACAAGCUCGCUGCUCUGUGGCCUUUCCUCGGCAUUUGCGCCGAGGUUGUCGUGCUCUGCAUCAUUAUCCUCGUCUACGAGAAGAAGCGCAACAAGUCCGAGCUCGAGGAGUCCGACACCGACCAGAGCCCAGACACCAAGCCGACCCCGAACAAGGACUCCGACGUAAGGCAGAGAAAGUAAAAAAAGUCAAAGCGCAAGGACGAAGAGCGGAGCUGUCAAGGGAACGUUUUCUUCAUAGGGAAGUCGCUCGGCUAGUCCUCCUUUGAGUCACAGCAGACGCGAGAGACUUCUUCCUGCGAAUGAUGUGUCGCACACCGAAUACACAGAAUUUUUCUUCUUCCGAUCGAAAAGUUCGGACUGACCGACGCUCUCCUUGUUGCGAACUCUGCAAGAAAUAGAGAAAAUCGAGAUUACAAAAAAAAGUAAGAAAGGACGAUGAGGAGUUGAAAGGAUUAAAAAAAAAAAAAUUAUUAGAUGCACGCGGAUAGGCGCCCGGCGGACUGCUGAGCUCGUCGGUUGGUUUUCAAGCAUCAAAUAUGUAAUAGUUAUAUUGUGUACACACGCUUAAGAGUAAACUAUAGUAUAACUUGAUGGGGGUAAAAGAAGAAGCCGCGAUGCAGUGUGUCGUUAUUGAAGAAGAGAUGGAUUUAUCUUUUAUUCUGCACUUUUUGAGAUUUUUUUCUUGUAAACAGAUGUGACAAGCGCAAACAAACCAGGUUCAUAUAAAACCUGAAAUUUUAACGAAAGAGUUCCACCUAAUUUUUUAGUCGAGUUUCUUCGCUGUACGUCGUGCGCCUCGUCCGCUUAUGUAAUAUUGUAUCAAGCAUUAGCGAUCCUAAUUGCGCGCGUCGCUGUUGUCUUUAACACGAUACUGUCAUUUAUUACCAUUACGAUUAUAUAAUAUAAAUAUAUAUAUAUAUACAUACAUUAUUAAUUAUAUACAGCCUAUCGUUACGAUGAUUUUUGAGUAUUACGUCUACGAUUAUAAUUGUUAUAUUAUUACCAUUGUGCUAUCUCGUUAAGGCUAUCCUUUAAGACCGACACCACGCUAGUGUUACGUAGCGCACGGAUUUUCUUCGUGCACGGCCAUGUGACUAUAUAUUGAAAAAAGAAAAUAAUUAAAGAAAACGGGGGUGGUUCUUCGUUUCCUCGGGAGAUCGCGAUUAGUCACGCGAAUUACCACUUCCGUCGUCGACAUUAUAACGAACAAGCAACAAAUUAUGAGCGGUAAUUUUUCUUCUCAAGUACAUAGCUAAAAGCAAACUUCUUAUAAACAUAAAAUCUCGCACGUAUCCUGCGACUGUGCAUUUGUAAUUCGUUGUAGUGAAAUUUGUAACCAUUCUCUAUCUCGCGGACGAAGUACAGUCGACUUCUUCCAGAGGUACCUCGCGGGCAGGUUAGUUGUUCUACACGAAAAGAGAAAAUAUAUAAGGAAUUAAGUCGUAUAUACAUACAGAGACGAGAAGAAAAGAUUAUUACUCUGGUCGUCGUACGUCUACUUUCGACGAUCUCCUGAUGAUACUCGAGAAUGUUAAAACUACCCUUAAAUGCCUUUGAAGGUCAUUGAAGUAAGAAUAAACGAUAUUGACACGUUGAGUAUGCUUUUUAUUCUCUAUCGAUGUUCCGUUGCUUCUUGAUUGUUCUUUUUUUCUGUUUUCCUUUGUCGAGGCUUGCGUCGACGAGCGCUGGAAGCUUAUAGCAAGCUCUUACUUCGAGAUAACCUACUUUCUCUGAUUUUUAUGUUUACGCGUACAGUCAGGUCUACGAACUCUGUAGUAGUGUCGAAUGAAUUUUAUUUAAGAUAAUAACAUGUGUAGCGUAACCGUUUGAAAGUUUAUUUGCUAUAUACACCUGUCUCGAUGACUCGUUUUGUAUCAAUACUGUUGAAUUGGAAAUUAAAGGAAAUUUUAGACUAUGUA
This is a messenger RNA of Nasonia vitripennis (jewel wasp), 3742 nucleotides long. RefSeq names its product neuroplastin (gene Bsg). The coding region runs from base 912 to 2003 and encodes 363 amino acids. The record is from RefSeq and is a predicted model, not a curated record. The transcript is spliced from 5 exons. Lineage: Eukaryota; Metazoa; Arthropoda; Insecta; Hymenoptera; Pteromalidae.